AGAGACAGGCUAACAGAGAGAUAUCCAGGCUAAGAUACAGGCUAACAGAGAGAUAUCCAGGCUAAGAGACAGGCUAACAGAGAGAUAUCCAGGCUAAGAGACAGGCUAACAGAGAGAUAUCCAGGCUAAGAGACAGGCUAACAGAGAGAUAUCCAGGCUAAGAAACAGGCUAAGAAACAGGCUAACAGAGACAGGCUAAGAGAGAGAUAAGAAGCUAAUUAAAGUGGUAAAGAGAGACGAGGUCUGACACAGACAUGGAGUCUGAAGACAAUCUGCUCAACGUGUUUCUGCUGCUGCUGUUCGGAUCGCUCUUCACCACGGUGGGUCCUUCUGCCCCGGAGGAAGGCUGGCAGGUGUACAGCUCAGCACAGGACUCCGAGGGUCGGUGUGUUUGUACCGUGGUUGCUCCCCAGCAGACGGUCUGCUCCAGAGACGCCAGAACCACACAGCUAAGACAGCUGCUGGAGAAGGUUCAAAAUAUGAGUCAGUCCAUUGAAGUUCUGGACCAGCGGACUCAGAAAGAUUUGCAUUUUGUUGAGAAAAUGGAAGAACAGGUGAAGGAUCUGGAAAACAAAUUCAAACAGGUGGAAGACGGACAUGAGAGCAACAUCGCCAGACAGUACAAGUCCAUAAAGGUGAAGAUGGAGGAGUUACGUCCUCUCAUCCCAGUCCUGGAGGCCUACAAGGCGGACGCUUUGCUGGUCCGACAGUUUAAGGAAGAGGUGGAGAAUGUGACUGAGCUACUGGGAUCGCUACAAGAACAAAUGGGAGGUCUGGACUACCAGGAACUCCACGGCCGAGUGAUGAACCUGGAGGACCGGCUGAGGGCCUGCAUGCAGAGGCUGGCAUGUGGGAAGCUGACAGGAAUCUCUGAGCCAAUCACCGUCAAGUCGUCAGGAUCAAGAUUUGGAUCGUGGAUGACCGACCCGCUCGCUCCGACUGGAGACAACAGAGUGUGGUACAUGGAUGGUUACCAUAACAACCGCUUUGUUAGGGAGUAUCAAUCGAUGUAUGACUUCAUGACGACGGAUAACUUCACGUCUCACCGCCUGCCCCACCCCUGGUCCGGCACCGGUCAGGUGGUUUAUAACGGAUCCAUUUAUUUUAACAAGUUCCAGAGUCACACCAUCAUCAAGUUUGACUUCAGCACAUCGCUCAUCAGCCGCUCCCGGCAGCUGGACUUUGCAGGCUACAACAACAUGUACCAUUACUCCUGGGGGGGCCACUCGGACAUCGACCUCAUGGUGGACGAGGGGGGGCUCUGGGCUGUCUACGCGACCAAUCAGAAUGCUGGAAACAUUGUCCUCAGUCAGUUAAACCCCAACUCUCUGCAGAUCAUCCGCAGCUGGACCACCAACCACCCGAAACGCAGUGCCGGCGAGGCAUUCAUGAUCUGUGGAACCCUUUACGUUACUAACGGGUACUCUGGCGGAACCAAAGUCUACUACGCCUUCUCCACCAACUCCUCCACCUACGAGUACAUCGACAUUCCUCUGACCAACAAAUACAGCCACCUGUCCAUGCUUGACUACAACCCCAGAGACAGAGCGCUGUACGCCUGGAACAAUGGCCACCAAGUCCUUUAUAACGUCACUCUUUACCACAUUAUACAAUAACAAUACAUGAAGUUACCCUCUAAAACACAGUAACUUAUCUAAACCCCCGAGACAAAAUGGUUGGCUUCAUUGCUGAAGUCCGCCUACACAACAGAACCGUUUCAAAUAACGAUAAUGUUCAAAUUUACAAGUGAGUUUACUUAAUAUUGAAAACACACAUAUGUUCUUCACUAUUUGGCUUUGGAGUUGCUGGCAGGCAGUUUUUAGAAACACUGUUUUACAUUUUAAAAUUAGAAGUGAAUCUUUUACAGAAUAUAGUCACAGACCAGCAGGGGUCACUGGUGGACAACCAGUGGUCCGCAGACCACUCUCACUAAUACUGCUGUAGUAGACAGCGCUCUAGUCACAGUCCUUCAUAAUGUUCUCUACCACAAUAUAGAGUAGCAUUAAAGAAUAAAUCAAAUUAGGAUUACAGAAUGAAUUCAUCACGUUCUCUGACCCAUACUGAGUCAAAGGAGAAGACCAGUUUUCAAGACAUAGAAAGGUACGUUAGCUGAGCUUUGAACAAGGACUUAAAGUGAGAGGAAACUUAUUUCCAUCGAAAGAAAAAGACAAAGUGUGAAUGAUUGACAUGUUAGCUCAGCAGUUCCUCCUGUAAUAGCUGUUUUAGUUGACGAUAAAGUUGGACGACAGUA
Messenger RNA from Etheostoma cragini (Arkansas darter), 2251 nucleotides. Its product is annotated as noelin-like. The transcript is spliced from 6 exons. Lineage: Eukaryota; Metazoa; Chordata; Actinopteri; Perciformes; Percidae. Gene Ontology annotation, biological process: signal transduction. Bases 255 to 1616 code for a protein of 453 amino acids. The record is from RefSeq and is a predicted model, not a curated record.